CACACCCAACAUGCCUGCCCCAGCGUGCAUGUUACCAGUCACAAGGAGCACCAUUAAUGAGUGCUUUGGUAGGAAGCAUAACUUAGAGGCUAACAAGUUCUAGGAAAAGAGGGAGAUCAACACAGACGGCCAGACACCAGUUUCGAGCAGCUUGUUCUUCAAGUAUGGUGAGAUCCAGACCUUUUCGUUUUACAUCAGUCAUCUCAAAAAUGGGAACCUCGUGUUUGCCACUAUUCCAGUUGGUGCUCUCGGACCCACCAUGUGAAGAAAAGGAAAUGUGCAUAAACUAUAAAGAUCAAUACACAAAUGGCUGGUAUAUCUGGUUCUUGUUGCUGAUUUUCCUGGUGGCUCUUCUCUGUGGAGUAGUGUUCUCCUGCCUCCAUUGCUGGCUGCGGAGACCUCGAAUUGAUUCCCCAAGACGCACUAUGGCUGUUUUUGCUGUUGGAGACUUGGACCCCGUUUAUGGGACAGAAGUGGCUGUGAAUUCAACUGUUGGAAUUCACCUUCAAACUCAAAACCCUGAACUGUAUGCUGCUCCAUGUUUUGGCACAUUAGGACCCCCACCUCCAUAUGAAGAAACUCUGAAAUCAAGUCGAUUUUAGCUCUGGAUCAUCAACUGGAAACAUCAGAAAUAUUUUUAAUUCUAAAAAUCAAACUUAGGAACAAUUCUUUUAUUUAGUGGGAAUUCCCAGAAAUCAAUUAAUAUAGCCUGAAAAAGGACAAAUAGGCAGAAGAAUGAAUGUGGGGAAAGAAUUUGGGUCAGGAAGAUAUUUCAGUAGUAAAUUAGUGGACUCUUAGUGUAUCAUUGCUGUGUUAUAUUCUGUGCUACACAAUCAAGUCAAUGUUUCUCCAUCAGUACUCAAAUAGACAGUGAUUAAUGCAUGGAGUGGGUUUUCAUUAAGUUUGGGAUUUCACUCCAGGUACACAUCACAGCUUUCCUGGCCUUAUUAUCUCUCUUUUAAUCUGACCUCCCCCCCUAGUAUGGAAUUAAUAAGAAUUGUCAUAAUUUCACAAUGACCCGAGCAUGGUGCCAGACCCAGACCAGAAAGAUAAUAUUUGAAUUAAGGUAAAAGGUGACACUAGGGAACAAGGGACACUCAGAAUUGAAGGGUGAAGGAUGAAUGAAGAGGAAGAUUAAGAGCCCAGUUCAAACAGUUGCCUGUCUCAGCCUGAGGAGAGAGAAAGUGUAGAUAGAAGCUGAAGAACUCUACCUAAGCUGUGGACCAUAUGUAAUAGCACAGUGUGGAGAAAAAGAAAGCUCUCAUGAGUAGAUAUGGACUCUGGAGCCCUCAGCCUUUCUCUGGUGUCUGAAGACUUGGCAUUUCUUGGGGAACUAUGAUAAGAACCUUUGGCUUAGAUAUCAAGGUUCUCAUUGAGAACCCUGAGUACAGAAGUAGCAAUGGGACAUUUUCAACUGGCAUUUUUGCGGUGGCCAUCAGCAAGGGGGUAGAAAAAGAAAUCCGUGGCACAUGUCCGGCUGUCACUGGCUGACAAAUUUGUCGAACAAAACAACCUGUAUCUCCACUUAUUCAUCUAAUAUACCUCUUAAAUUUAACUUGACCAAAUUUAUCUCCUGAUCUUUUCCCAAAUGUGUUUAUCCAAACCUCCUUCAUCUCAAUUGAUGGUAACAGCAAAUAUCCAGUUGCUCAGACCAAAGAACUUGGAGUCAUUUUUGAGUCUUCCCUUUGUGUCAUUUCCUAUAUCCGUGUUGUCAGAAAAGGGCUUGGCUCUUGGGCACCUGGGUGGCUCAGUCAUUUAAGCGUCCGACUUUUGACCUCGGCUUAUGUCACGAUCUCAUGGUUCAUGAGUUGGAGCCCCAUGUUAGAGCCUGCUUGGAAUCCUCUCUCCUCUCUCUGCCCCAUUGCACUCAUGCUCACUUUCUCUCUCUCUCUC
Acinonyx jubatus (cheetah) is the source of this 1893-nucleotide messenger RNA. It is a transcript of the gene TMEM207, whose product is annotated as transmembrane protein 207. The transcript has 5 exons. The coding region runs from base 165 to 602 and encodes 145 amino acids. The record is from RefSeq and is a predicted model, not a curated record. NCBI's taxonomy places the organism in Eukaryota, Metazoa, Chordata, Mammalia, Carnivora, Felidae.